Messenger RNA from Xyrauchen texanus (razorback sucker), 2309 nucleotides. RefSeq names its product A-kinase anchor protein 17A-like. Lineage: Eukaryota; Metazoa; Chordata; Actinopteri; Cypriniformes; Catostomidae. Bases 229 to 1911 code for a protein of 560 amino acids. The transcript has 7 exons. Gene Ontology annotation, molecular function: nucleic acid binding. The record is from RefSeq and is a predicted model, not a curated record.
AUCAUGUCCGUUUGUUGGAGCAUCGCAGCGGUUAUGACUAUUAAUCAGAUCGCGUUAUUAACACUCUUAAAACAUCUGUUUCAUAUACAGAAAGUUUAGUGAUAGUUACGCGUCCAACAUGUUUCUAUUAAACUCUAGUAAGGAGCUAGUUAGUCUAGUUUGAGAUUACACGCGGAGGAUCUGUGAUGAGUUACACCGUGUUUGUCUGAAGCGUGUUUGUCCUCCGUCAUGGCAUCUAUAGUCAGUGACACGGCUGAAGCUCUGGAUCUGUGUCCGGAGUAUCACCUCUACCUGAAGCCCAUUGCCAAAAUGACCAUCAGCGUGGCCCUUCCUCACCUGAAGCUGCCCGGUAAAUCCAUCUCUAACUGGGAGGUGAUGGAGCGGCUGAAGUCCAUGGUGCAGCCAGAGCAGUUCUCCUCGCUCCGCAUCUCCAAGAGCACCAUGGACUUCAUCCGCUUCGAGGGCGAGGUGGAGAACAGGAGUGUGGUCAAACGAAUCCUGAGCAAACUGGAAGGGAAGAGCAUCAAACUGAGCGGAUUCACCGACAUCCUGAAGGUGCGGUCGGCUGAGAAUAAAGUAGACUUCCCGACACGCCACGACUGGGACUCGUUCUUCAGAGAUGCCAAAGACAUGAACGAGACGGUUCCCGGAGAGCGUCCAGACACCGUUCAUCUGGAGGGGCUUCCCUGCAAGUGGUUCGCGCAGAAGGACGCUUCUCUUGACAGACCUUCAGAGGCCGUCCUGAAAACGGUUUUUGAGCAGUUCGGCAAGAUCCGGAAUGUGGACAUUCCCAUGUUGGAUCCGUACCGCGAAGAGAUGACUGGGAAGAACUUCAACACCUUCUCAUUCGGAGGACAUUUGAACUUUGAAUGUUACCUGCAGUAUCAGGAUCACACGGGCUUCGUCAAAGCCAUGGACUCGCUGAGAGGAAUGAAGCUGAUGUUUAAAGGGGACGACGGGAAAGCCGUGGCCUGCAAUAUUAAGGUGACGUUUGACACGACUAAACACCUGAGUGAAUCUUCAGUAAAGAAACGACAGCAGGAGCGACUGAAGCUUCAGGAGCUCGAGAGACAGCGAGAAGAGCACAAACGACGAGAGAAGGAGGAAGAGGAGAGACGCAGAGAGGAAGAGAGAAAACAGCAUCAGCAGGAGGAAGAGGAGAAAGAGAGGAGACGAGAGGAGAAACUGCGUAAACGUGAGCAGAAGCUGAAGGAGAGAGAGGAGAAGAAGAACAUGAAGAACAUGAAGAAGAUGAAGAAACAUCAGGAGGAAGAGCAGAAGAAGCUUCACCUGAAGAUCGCCUUGGAGGAGAGGAAACUCCUGCUGGCCCAGAGGAACCUGGAGUCCAUCAGACUCAUCGCAGAGUUACUGAGCAGAGCAAAGAUGCUGAAGCAGCAGCAGAUGGAGCGGCAGAAGGUGGAGCUGGCGCGGCUGCAGCAGCUGGAGGAGCGCAGACAUCUGCAGGAGGAGGAGCUGAGGCGAGUUGAGGGCGAGAAGGCGCGUGCUCUCGAACUGCAGCGGAAAGAGCGCGAGCUGCGUGACAGACUGCUGGGAAACCUGCUGAGGAAAAGCACAGACACGGACCCACAGGACGCGAAGACCCACGAGAACCGCAGCAAGCAUGAGCGCCGCCGAAACAGCAGGAGGCGGAGCCACGAGCGCAGGAGUCGCAGGAGUCGCAGUCGCAGCAGGAACCGUCAAAGGCGCAGCCGCCAGCGCAGCAGUAGUCGCAGGAGGAGCAGCAGCCGAACGGGACGUGCUCGCGGGAAGCGUAACCGAGCGAGUCCCGAGCGCCGCAGGAAGUACAGUCACAGCCAGAGCAGCAGCAAGAGUCGCAGCAGUCGCAGCAAGAGUCGGUCGUCCAGUCGAGAUCGUCGGCAUCUCUCUUCCCAGCGCUCCAGACGACACUGAGAGAGCGGAGAGCGUGUUGAAUGGCAGUGAAGAACAACACACUACUGUCUCGCUGCAGAAUCACAGGAAGUAAAUAAUUAUGUUUUGCUUAAGGAAAAUGUUUAGGCCCCAUUUAUAGGACCGUUAAGAUUUUUUUUUUGCACUGUGGAAUUAUUGUCAUGACAUUAAAACACAAUUCAGGUUCCCCCAAAUUCUCAUAACUGCGUUCGGAUAUUUAUUUUUAUUAUUUUAUUUUUAAGUAAUUUGCAUUAUUCUCAAUGAUGAUUCUCAUGAGUUAUAGCAGUCAUUUUUUUGUACUAUUUUAUAAGUAAUAAUUGUUCAGCAAAUUAAUGAAAUAUGGUAUUUGUUUAUUUAAAUUGCCAUUUUCAAACAAAAUAUUUUCAUACAAAAUUCUUAUU